AUGGUAGUGACAAAGCAAGAGAACCAAACAGAAAUAACAGAAUUCCAUUUAGUAGGAUUUGUAGGACUCGGAGAUCUGCAAGUUCCUGUCUUCUGCCUCUUCUUACUUAUCUACCUUGUUACCAUGGUUGGGAACAUCCUCAUCAUUUUGCUCGUUGUUAUUGAUCCUCAACUUCACACCCCCAUGUAUUUGUUCCUUAGUAACCUCUCUUGCCUGGAAAUCUGUUACAGUUCUAACAUCCUUCCAGGGAUGCUGGCUAGCAUCUUGUAUGAUGGGCGGAGAACAAUAUCUGUAAUUGGCUGCAUAUUGCAACAUUGUCUUUUUGGUCUUUUGGCAGCUACUGAGUGUUGUCUCCUAGUGGCAAUGUCCUAUGAUAGGUAUGUAGCGAUCUGUAAACCACUGCAUUACACCAUUCUAAUGAACAAUAGAGUUUGCCUCCAGCUUAUAGCUGGAUCAUGGAUAUGUUGUUUAAUAAUUAUGAGCAUAAUUUUAUAUUUAAUGGAUCAGUUAAAGUUCUGUGGCCCUAAUGAAAUCAAUCAUUUCUUUUGUGAAAUGCAUCCAAUAUUAAAGAUAGCGUGCAGUGAUACUCACUUGAUUGAACUUGUAACUAUUUCUUUAUCCGCUUUGUGUAUCUUGUUUCCUUUCUUCUUAACUUUGGCUUCUUAUAUUUUCAUUAUUUCCACUAUAAUGAAAAUGUCGUCUGUCAGUGGGAGGAAAAAAGCUUUCUCAACUUGUUCCUCACACCUCAUGGUGGUGUCUAUUUUUUAUGGCACAAUGAUCAUUGUCUAUGUGUUGCCCAAAACAGAUGUUUUGCAAAAUAUCAACAAAGUCUUGUCUCUGUUUUACACUAUCAUGACCCCUUUGUUCAAUCCCCUGAUAUAUAGCCUAAGAAACAGGGAGGUAAAAGAGGCUCUUAGAAAAGCAGUUGAAAAGUUAUCUUUUUCUUUGACAUGUCAUUUUCUUUGA
Molecule: messenger RNA, 966 nt
Organism: Thamnophis sirtalis
Lineage: Eukaryota; Metazoa; Chordata; Lepidosauria; Squamata; Natricidae
Source: RefSeq, a predicted model, not a curated record